AUGUCGAAAAGGAGAGCCGCGAAAAGGAGUUACUGUGAAUUGACUGAUGAAGAGUCAGAUUCGAAUGAAAAUAAACAGCAUAUUUUUAUACCUAAUCCAGAUGACUCUGGCACUGAUGGAGAUUGUUCGUCAGAUACUGACAAUUCUGAAUCAGAACUAUCUGAUGAAGACAAUUCUGAAUCGGAAAUUCAUGUACCAAAUGUCUCAUAUCGAUCUGUUUUUGAAAGUUAUACAGAAAAACAAAAACUGUUAGAGCCAAAUCAUACUUUUUCGUGGUGUGAAGGAGAAAAAGUUUACUCUGUAGAUUUGAAAGAUCAAUUGUUAUUGCCUGAUUCCGUAAAGCAGAAAAUAUCUUCAAUGUCACACGUGGAACUGACCAAUAUUAAACAAUUUGGAUAUUUUUCAACUGCUCUUUCCAUUGACGAAAUGAUGAUUAGAUUUUUUGGUCGCACGUGUCUGAGGCAAUAUUUGCCUUCUAAACCUGACCGAUACGGGAUCAAACUCUGGGCCUUGUGCGGAGCAAAUGGAUAUAUAUUCAACGUUGAUAUUUAUUGUGGUAAGAACGAUACAAGCAUUGGGAUAAAUUUAUCCGCAUGUCCACUUGGCUCCAGAGUUGUAUUACAAAUGGUUAAUCCACUUCUACAUAGCUUUUCAAAAAGAAAAUUGUCUGACUAUCAUGUCUAUUUUGAUAACUAUUUCACUAGUCCUGAUUUAGUCGUUCACUUGAACAAAUGUGGCUUACAAUCUACAGGAACUGUUCGUAAAGAUAGAGUGAAACAAAAACAUGAUUUUGAAAAAAAAGCACCACGAGGAACGAACAAAGCGACUGGCGUCACUCCCUUGGAGCCAAUGGAAAGAUAUUCAAGAACUGCUAAGAAAAGAUCAAAAUUGGAAUUCCCUUGUGCUUUUCCUUCGUAUAACAAGUACAUGGGAGGAGUGGAUUUGCACGAUUUUCGAUGCAAGAAAGCUUCUCCAAGUGUCAGUUCAAAGAAGUGGCCAUUCAAAAUUUUCUCACGAAUUAUUGAAAUGUCAAUAACGAACGCUGUAACAAUAAGCAAUCUUUGCAGAAAGGAUAGAAAAAUAAUGAAAACGCAAGAAAUGUGUAAAGAAGCACGAUACUAG
Molecule: messenger RNA, 1122 nt
Organism: Phymastichus coffea
Lineage: Eukaryota; Metazoa; Arthropoda; Insecta; Hymenoptera; Eulophidae
Product: piggyBac transposable element-derived protein 3-like
Exons: 4
Coding region: 1-1122 (373 amino acids)
Source: RefSeq, a predicted model, not a curated record